AUGGACGCUCUCAUUCCUAAACACCUCGGAGAGCUGAUGUACCGACAAUGCUUCAGCGAGCAGGAAUAUUGCGACCUCGUCAUUCGAUCGAAAAAUGGCAUCAACUUUGCCCACUCCUCCGUGGUUAGCCUUGCCUCGGCCAUCUUCAAGAGGCUGAUCAGAGAAGCAAACGUCAUCGAGAACAAGCGAAUCAUCGACCUGUCCGACUGCGACCAGCCCUCGAUUCAAGCAAUCAUCGAAUACAUCUAUACUGGCAGAGAGAAUUUCCCAUUGGAAAACCGCGCUCAAAUCCUGAAGCUUGCCUCUUUUCUCGAAUGCCAAGGAAUCCUGAAAUGUCUCCUCGGACAAAUCCGAGAACAGCACUUUGGCACGACUAGACAAACUCAACUUUCUCCAGAUUCCGGCCUCCACAGUCCGGAUAUCAAAAUGGAACCUCAAGAAGAACAAGGACAUGUGACUCUCCACCGCGUGAUCCGACUUGCCCCUGCGAAUCAACCAGAAGGUCACGGUUUCUGCAAUUCCUCAGCCUAUUCUUCCCCUCCACAAAGCGAAGAAGACGAGCAGGAAGAAAGGACUCAGCCAGACCCAGAACAAAUCAAACAGAACGAAAUCGAAGCGCGAAAAUACUGCAAAGAGUGCAAGAAAUCCUUCGCCACAGUCGGCAGCUACACGAGGCACUUGCGAAUGAUUCACUUCAAACUGAAGCCACUAUCGUGUGCAGUCUGUCGUCAUGCGUUCUACCAGCGCUCUGAUCUAAAGAAACACGUCCUGCGCCAGCACCCCCACGAGGCGAACGCGAUACUUGGCGCAGAGGAGCGCAACCGAAUGAUAGCCAAUAUGGGCCCGCCGACACUCAUGAAUUUCAAUCAAGAAAACUGA
This is a messenger RNA of Oikopleura dioica, 879 nucleotides long. Lineage: Eukaryota; Metazoa; Chordata; Appendicularia; Copelata; Oikopleuridae. The record is from the annotation of a GenBank genome assembly.